GACAUUUCUCUGCAGAAAUUCUGAAACCCAGAUGACGGCCCGAGCUGCUGCAUCAGACUCUGAAAUGCUGUCCUUCUGGGAUGUGGCCAUUGAGUUCUCUGCCGAAGAGAAGGAAUGCCUGGAGCAUGCUCAGUGGAAUUUGUACAGGGAUGUGAUGUUGGAGAAUUACAGCAACCUUGUGUUCCUUGGUCUUGCUGUGUCUAAGCCACACCUGGUGACAUUUUUGGAGCAAGGACAAGAAUCUUCAGAUGUGAAGGGACAAGCAGCAGCCAUUGUGCACCCAGGAAUAACAACCAAUGAUUAUAACAUUUACGACAAGACCAUUGAUUGUAACUCACUGCAUAUUCAACGCCAGAGAAUUCAUACAAAGGAAAAACCCUACAAGUGUAAAGAAUGUGGUAAGGCCCUUAGUUCUCGCUCAGCACUUUCUAUACACCAGAGACUUCAUACUGGAGACAAACCCUACAUGUGUACAGAAUGUCAUAAGACCUUUAAUACUCUCUCAUCACUUUUUAUACACCAGAAAAAUCAUACUGAUGAGAAAUCCUACAAGUGUGAAGAAUGUGGCAAAACAUUUUACUAUCCUUCAAUGCUAAAGCAACAUCAAAGAAUUCAUUCUGGAGAGAAGCCCUACAAGUGUGAAGAAUGUGGAAAAAGGUUUUCUUAUUCUCUACGCCUUCAGGUACAUCAAAGAAUUCAUAGUGGCGAGAAACCAUACAAGUGUGAAGAAUGUCACAAAGCCUUUCGUAAAUACUCAGCCUGUUGGAGACACAUGAGAGUUCAUAUUGCAGAGAAAUUCUACCAGUGUGAACUGAGUGCGCAGGGAUUUAGUAAACCCGCCUUCCUCAUCGGGAACAGGGCAGUUCACACUGCAGAGAAAGCCUACAAGUGUGAAGAGUGUGGCAAGUGUUUUUGUUCCUCUUCAUCCCUUAUUCGACAUCAAACAAUCCAUUCUGAAGACAAUCCCUACAAGUGUGCAGAGUGUGGCAAACGGUUUUCCUCCUUUGCACGCCUUCAAGAACAUCAGACAGUCCAUACUGGAGAGAAACCACACAAGUGUGAGUUGUGUGCCAAAUGUUUUUGCUCAUCUUCAUCCCUUAGACGACAUCAAGCAAUCCAUUCCGAAGACAAUCCCUACAAGUGUUCAGAGUGUGGCAAAAGGUUUUCCUACUUUACAAACCUUCAAGAACAUCAGACAAUUCAUACUGGAGAGAAAUCAUACAAGUGUGAUGAGUGUGGCAAAUGUUUUUACUUAUCUUCAUCCCUUCGCCGACAUCAAGCAAUUCACUCUGAAGAUAAUCCUUACAAGUGUGAAGAGUGUGGCAGAUGUUUUUCAUCAUCUUCAUCCCUUAGGCGACAUAAACAAAAAAAGAAAAUUCAUUCUGAAGACAAUCCUUAAAAGUGCGGGGAAUGUGACAAAGACUUUGUUAAUCUUUAUGUCCUUACUCAACACAUGAUAUUAGUUCAUACCAGAGAGAAAUCCUACACAUGUCUUAAAAAGUUUAUUUGUUCAACUCUUAAAAUGCAUCACAUGAUUCAUUCUGACUACAAACUCCAUGAAUAUGUGAAGUGUGGUAAAAUAAUAGCUAACAAUUCAGAUCUUAUCCACCUCUAAUGAAUGAACCCUAGUAGAGAAUACUAGGUUAAUUAUUUUGAAUUGUCAACAGGAAUCUCUAACUUCCAAUAGCAAAAAUGUUAAGAAUGUCAUCAGAGAAGAGUAGAGACUUCUGUUUGCUGUAACAUCCAACAGUUUGUUCAAGCAGUGUGUUUGAAACUUGCCUUGAUUAAUGAGUCUCUUUCUGCUGUAACUAUAAAUGUUCCCUGAAACCUUCACCAUGUCCUGAAAUUGUCCACAGGGUACCUGGAAUCUGAGAUCUGGGCUGUGGCAUAGUUAUUCUUGUUUUUCCCAGUGGAGUCAUCCAAGCUCCUGUAAUAUCUCCCCUAGGUGUGUAAGAAUCUCUGUCUCUCUGAGCUAGUAGGUUGUCAUGCAGUAUCUGGCUCCUGAGUCCUUAUUGGUAAAAUAAAAGGACAAUGACUUAGUUAAAACUACAGGAAAGCUCUUCCAGUCUUAGGCCUCAGCAUCAAGGCAGCAGCUGCAGAGAUGCAGUCAUCAGCUGAGGCAGAGAUGGCAUCAGGUGCAGCUGCUGUGCAUCAGAUAAAAAACAACAGUGCCCGUAGAGCAAUAAUGAUAGGGAAGUUAUGAGAGGAACCAGUCGCUUUCUGAUUGGAUUUAAAGCCCAUUCCAUAAAUAAUUACUGACAUGAUGCUAAUUUGGUGAUAUACUUGUGCCUGGCUAGAUGAUAAGCCCUAGGGAGAAUUGAAUGCUGUUAUUCUAAUAAGUGGGUUCUAACUAAAUGAACCCAAGUUCUCAUCUUUAUUCCCACAGAGUCAGGCACCUCUCCACACCCACCAGAAAAUAUUGUGUGGAAGAUGGAGAAUAAUACACAGAUGCAAACCGGUUGAAGUGUAGGGAAUAUUAGCCUGUGGAGGGCCCUGAUCUAGAAGUGACACCUGUGUCACACAGUGUAAAAGAGGUCCCUUGUUGGGAGCUGUACAGCCCAGUUUUGCAUCAGCAUAUGACUACCUGUACACUGGGUUUCCUCAGAACAGGCACCUGUGAAAAUGCACUCUCACUUGGCAAGGACCAGUAGACCACAGGACAGCAUAGGAAUUUGCAAAAUGUGUGGAGCUUGCAGACUCUUGCAGGCUCUUUUCCUCUCAUUAUAUUGGUGAUUCUUUGGGCAGUUCUUAGUUUUAUGUUGUCAGUCACACAGGCAACAACUGUAAUUUUCCCUGGAAAUUCUGUUCCUUUUCAAAUACUUUGCCUUAAGAUUCAGCAGGUGGUUAUUGCUUCUUAAAUCCCUUCCCUGGAAUUACUAACUACAAUUCCCAACCCUGGGAACUUUUCUGACUCAAAGAAGAUAGUUAGGUACAUGUGAGAAAACAACCCUUGGGAAAUUAACCAUGUUUCACAGUUUGGGAAAGGAGAACAGAGCAUGUGUACACAGACUCUGAUGAAAGCCUCAGGGAUACACAUGGUGGCGACUGUUGAGAGUAAGUUCCCUGGAUAGCAAGCAUAGAAUUGUUGGUAGGAUCUUGUAUGCCCCCGGAGGAAAAAAUACAGUGCCAAAUGUGGGAUGGGUAGAUCCAUCUUUACCAUACAUAGAACUUAUAUUGGUGGAAGAAGUAUGGUAUGGUGAGAUGAGAAAAGAGUGCUUUAUCGAGAUCUGCCUUUUACAGAGAGACUGAGAUAUGGGACCCUCUUUUAGAAAAGGGGACUAUAUAAAAACAUAUCUUGCAGACAUGAAAGAACUCUCUGGGUUUGAAUAUUGUUGUCCUUAAAGCAAUGUGGCCAUCUCUAUUACUUUUUAACUUUGUAGUCACGAGUAGCCGCCAGCUGACAUAAGAGCUGCAGAGCAGGAUGUGUCUGGCUCGAUAUUUAGUUCACCCUGCAAAAAUGCUGAACUCUGUGUCUAGAAUCAGGCUGUGCAGGGGGUGGAAGGUGUAUCUGGGGAAGUAUAAAGGGAACAAUGGGGGCUUUCAUAAUGCUCACAAUGUAUUCCUUAAAUUGUGAUGUAUUUCUUAAAGUCAAAAAUAGAAACCGAUAAUGUAACCCUGGUAAGAGAAAACUCUGUUUAAGUAUAAAUAAAGACAACCUGAGCUA
This is a messenger RNA of Peromyscus maniculatus bairdii (prairie deer mouse), 3664 nucleotides long. The record is from RefSeq and is a predicted model, not a curated record. NCBI's taxonomy places the organism in Eukaryota, Metazoa, Chordata, Mammalia, Rodentia, Cricetidae.